Molecule: messenger RNA, 2756 nt
Organism: Leguminivora glycinivorella
Lineage: Eukaryota; Metazoa; Arthropoda; Insecta; Lepidoptera; Tortricidae
Exons: 7
Coding region: 176-1573 (465 amino acids)
Source: RefSeq, a predicted model, not a curated record
UUGAAUUGAGGAAUAGUCGUUCCUCCGCUCGGUCGAUGAAUAUUUAUUAUUGGUUUUUUUCUCGGUCGUGAAUACUAAACAAGGUUCGAUGUGUGGGCAACUAUGAGAUAAUAAUUAUACAGUUACAAGUGCUUCUUUGUUUAGAAACUUUUUGUGCUUAUUUGUGUGCGAUCAAAUGGCUUCAACGCCAGUCCAAGUGAACGGUACUGCGAAUAAAAACAGUCCCCUGGGAAAGCGGAAAAAAUCUCGAGGAAGCAAAGGUUCAUAUUUAUCGAAAUGGUUGGACAAAACUAUGUGCCAUAUACAGGAGUCUACCCCGAGUAUGGAUACGUAUGAUUCUUUUAUGGGUCCUAAUAUGAAUUGGGGUUCGCAGUUCGCGCCGGGUUACGACCCGUGCAGGUUUAACAUGUUCGGUUACGCAGAGCCGAUGUCGCUGCCUACGCCGCCUACCUACUGUAGUCCUGCGAUGCCUUUGUAUCCUCCGGAGUAUCGUUACGUGCAGAGUGUAAACAAGAGUGUGCAGGUGCAGCGACCGCGACCGCGCCGUCGCGAGAAGCCUGAAGACUGCAGCACCCCAAACAGCACCCCUUUGAACACUAAUUACUUCCAACCAAAGAAUUGCUCAGACAGCCAAGACUUCGCGAGCUUGCCGCCUAUAGUUACAUCAGUCGGCGACACGAAUUCCAAUAGUGAUAUGAAUACCAAUGAGAAGGACGAGUGUGCGCGGAGAUACAGCGAUCCUUGCGUGCAAGGACUGCCUGAUAUAGCCCGGCCGGCUAAUGGGGAGGUGGACUCGGUGUCGGAAGAGAGCUCGGGGUUGUCCGGGAGUCAGGUUGGCAGUAGACUGCUGACAUACCUCUUGGACCAGAUUACUAGUUUGAAGAUGACCAAUGAAAGACUGAAUAAAGACUUACAAGAAACUAGAGCGGAACUAAACAGCUUGCGAACACAACAUAGUAUCUGGCAGAAAGGAUCGAGUUCCAGUAUCGGUGGCAAUAAUGGUCUAGUAGGCGGUCAAUACUCGCCUGGCUACGUGACCGACCUAGUCCGCGAGAUCCGUGACUCCGCGCGGAUACGAGAAGAGGCGCUGUACGCACGAGUACGCGCUAUGCUGCUGGAGAGAGAUAACGGAUUGGCGUCACCGGAAACGAAGUUCAGUGAGAAAACUCUUGAAGAAAUCAAGAGUUCACUUCGGGCUUCGGAGGCAGACAAAAGACGUAUGAUGGACCGGGUAGCAAAACUGGAGGACGAGCUGCGACUACUCAGAGUGUCUACGAGUCUCGACUCGAGCGAGAACGGAAUCACGAACGGCGGCGAGGACUCAGAGACGGAAAAACUUCGGCUACGGAAGGAGCUCGCCAGCAUGAAGAAAGCCAAGCAGAAUGCGGAGGAACACGCUUUCAAAUUGGAGCGACUAGUGACGCAACUGCGUUCCAAAUUCAACGGUCUCCAAUCAUCCCCGAACGGUCCCGAAUCCCUCCCGAGCGAAACCGAACAGGACCCGAACCGCACUCGACGGACGAGCGUCAACUCGAACACUACCGUCGUGUUCGGACCCGUGACGGACUUGUAGCGAACACUCGCUAGCGACGUCUAUGUUCUAGCCACAGACGUGCUGUGCUCUGUAUUGGAUAAAAUAUACUAGCACUAAACUGUACUGUAUUUCACGACUAACACCGAACCUAGUUCUUUAAAUAUCAACGGUCCCCGAACAUCGCCGAAAAUGACCGAACAGUUCCGAAUGAGACCGAAUACUCGCUAGCGACGUCUGUGUUCACUUGUUCAGACCAUGGACGUGCUCUGUUAUGUAUGGGAUAAACCAUGUUUUGUGAUUUAAGAAUAAUAUAAAUUGAUCACAUAAGAUUUGAGGCACACUUUUCUAUGUGGGAUAAAAUAUAUUGAACAGAAUCCGAAAAACUAGAUAUUCUGAUAAAAAACCGGUUUGAUGCUAUAAGUGUUAUAAUUAUAACUCAAUAUUUUCCAAAUUAUGGUCAGUCACAAUAAAAUCCGAUCUCUUGGGAAUCAUCCAUAAAUUAAAUAAUGUUAAAAUUGAUAUUAAUUAUGUUAAAACUCAAUAAUCGAAUUUAAUGUUACAAUCGUUGCUUGCAUAUCCAUAUUUAUAAUAGACAAUAAUGUAAUGUAACAUUAUAAUGCUGUUUACUGUCCAAUAUGUGUACUAUUUAUUCGAUGGAGCCGGAAAGCGGCAACUUUUUGCACACUGUGCCGAAAAUUGACACUUUCGACUUCAUUAAAUUGGAAAAUAAAUAAAAUAGAUUGUGGUGCUUGUCUAACAGUUUGAACUGCUGUGUUCUUUAAUUUGUUUGUUGAAUUAUAACAAUAUUUGAUGUGUGUAUAAAAUAUUAUUUACUGACACUUUGCGUGCAAUUCCUUAUUGACUUUUACAAUUUUCAACUAUUCACAUAUAACGCUAUUAUUAAAGCUUUUAACUGUAUUUAUUCAGUCAAUAAUUGUUUGAAUAAUAAACUGAUCCUCUUUAUUGGUGCUUUAAGUAAUCGAAGUUACUACCUACAAAUACAAUUUAAUACAGAUAUAAGGUAAAAUAUGUGACAUUAUCUAGGUAAAGGGACCGUAUUCUCGAUGGCGCUUACGGCGUUAAGAGCGAUGUUCGUGUACAAAUACGACUCCGCGGGAGGUAAGCGCCAUCAACAAUAAGGUCCCUUUACCCAGAUAACGUCACAUUUACAUAUACAGAGUGGGGCCUGUAACAAAGGCGAAGAAUUGAACUGUAGGCUAUU